Molecule: messenger RNA, 1963 nt
Organism: Arvicanthis niloticus (Nile rat)
Lineage: Eukaryota; Metazoa; Chordata; Mammalia; Rodentia; Muridae
Source: RefSeq, a predicted model, not a curated record
CCAGGUUCGGCGCUGCUGGUGUGGACGCGGACGUCGCUGGGACAGUCCCUCCCGCUGCUCGGCGGCGGCACCUGCCCAGCCGCCCCUCGGCUCGCCGCCGGCCCCGCCAAUCCGGACCCGGUUUCCAGCGCCUCUUCCUCCCAGUCCCGGGCGAGCCGCGUUGGGUUUAUGUCUUUAUUUGACGAAAACGAGCUGUUGCGCAGCCAUUGGUACCUGUAUUGAGGAAACAUAGCAUACAAGCAAGAAGCUUACAGCCUCAGUGGCGAAAAUUUUUUCAUGUCCGAGACCGAGAACUCUUGCAGUCGUUUAUGUCAUCCCUUCUUCUCCAGACAGAAGAUACCAAAAAGUUGCAAUCAAAGAUCUGUUCAUCUUAUUGAUAAAGUCACUAAUAAGCCAAAAUGUCUGUCAACAUCAACCGCAGCGUGUCAGAGCAGUUCUAUCGCUACAAGAUGCCCCGUUUGAUUGCUAAGGUUGAGGGCAAAGGAAAUGGAAUCAAGACAGUUAUAGUCAACAUGGUUGACGUUGCAAAGGCGCUUAAUCGGCCUCCAACGUAUGCCACCAAAUAUUUUGGUUGUGAGCUGGGAGCACAGACCCAGUUUGAUGUUAAGAAUGACCGUUACAUUGUCAAUGGAUCUCAUGAGGCGAAUAAGCUGCAAGACAUGUUGGAUGGAUUCAUUAAAAAAUUUGUUCUUUGUCCUGAGUGUGAGAAUCCUGAAACAGAUCUGCAUGUCAAUCCAAAGAAGCAAACAAUAGGUAAUUCUUGUAAAGCCUGUGGGUACCGAGGCAUGCUUGACACACAUCAUAAACUCUGUACAUUCAUUCUCAAAAACCCACCUGGGAAUAGUGACAUUGGUACAGGAAAGAAAGAAAAGGAAAAGAAAAAUAGAAAGGGCAAGGACAAGGAAAAUGGCUCUGUAUCCACCAGUGAGACACCACCACCUCCACCACCGAAUGAAAUUAGUCCUCCACAUGCUGUGGAAGAAGAGGAAGAUGAUGAUUGGGGGGAGGAUACAACUGAGGAAGCUCAAAGGCGCAGAAUGGAUGAAAUCAGUGACCAUGCAAAAGGUCUGACACUUAGCGAUGAUUUGGAAAGAACUGUAGAAGAGCACGUUAACAUCCUGUUCGAUUUUGUUAAGAAAAAGAAAGAAGAGGGCAUUAUUGAUUCAUCUGACAAAGAAAUUGUGGCUGAGGCAGAAAGACUGGAUGUAAAAGCCAUGGGUCCUCUUGUUUUGACCGAAGUUCUCUUUGAUGAGAAGAUAAGAGAGCAAAUCAAGAAAUACAGGCGCCAUUUUCUAAGAUUUUGUCAUAACAACAAAAAGGCUCAGCGGUACCUUCUUCAUGGUUUGGAAUGUGUGGUGGUGAUGCAUCAAGCCCAGCUGAUCUCCAAGAUUCCUCAUAUCUUGAAGGAGAUGUAUGAUGCAGACCUAUUAGAAGAGGAAGUCAUUAUCAGCUGGUCAGAAAAGGCCUCUAAGAAAUAUGUCUCAAAAGAACUUGCCAAAGAGAUUUGUGUCAAAGCAGAGCCAUUUAUUAAAUGGUUGAAGGAAGCAGAGGAAGAAUCUUCUGGUGGUGAGGAAGAAGACGAAGAUGAAAAUAUUGAGGUGGUAUAUUCGAAGACUGCCAGUGUACCAAAAGUUGAAACUGUGAAGUCUGACAACAAGGAUGAUGACAUUGAUAUUGACGCCAUUUAAAAGGAUGGAUGCAACUUAGCUUAACAGUGUAAUGCUGCAAAUUUUUCUCCAAUAUCAGCCAGAAGUGCAACAUGUAUGUGCAAGAGCUAAAAUGGCUUAACAUCAUGCUACACUUGAUACUAAAAAGCUAUUACUGUGAGUGGUCUAUAAUUAAGCCCAGUGAGACAUCUAGGGAGUCCAUACAUAUCAGUGGGCAGUUGUAGUUUGCUUAUUUAUAGCAUGUUUCUUUCGGAAAAACUAGUGGUGGACACAUUUGGAUCACAUUUAUACAGUUA